AUGAAUCGGGCAGAGAUCCAACAUAUUAUGGCGCAAUACGAGGCUUCGGCGCGUAAAGACUACGCACUGGGCUCUCCAAGAGUCGAUCAACUUCUAAGUCUGAUCCAGUUCAAUGUUUUUCGAGCGCUCGUGGAUAACACGUCCGUACUAGGAUUCACUAUGGACUGGCUAGAUGAAGAAGCUAUUUCCCCAUGGUGUGCAGGUGUAUCUGAAUCUCGAAUUAAAUUUUGCCUAACGAGCCUCUGUCCUACAUCCUUACAACGGGAAGUCUCCCAUCACCCGUGGAUAGACCUUUUCCCGAUCCCCCGAAUGAGGGAUAAUCUAUUACAAAAAUAUGGAGACUUCGAUGAAACUGCUCUUUGCAAUGACCUUGUUGAUUUCCAUGACGUUUCAAACGAUGAGACCGGUUUGAUUGUGUGGAGAAUGCCAUGGCAUCCAUCGGGGUGGGAGGUCAGUGAGACUUUCUUGCGUAAAUGGAACUGGGUCAUCAAGGGAUGUGAUGACCUUGCCAACUCAACCAAUUACUGGCGCGGAAUACGUGGAGAAGAACCUUUGGUGUUUGAUACUUGA
This is a messenger RNA of Penicillium lagena, 570 nucleotides long. RefSeq names its product DUF3425 domain-containing protein. The transcript has a single exon. NCBI's taxonomy places the organism in Eukaryota, Fungi, Ascomycota, Eurotiomycetes, Eurotiales, Aspergillaceae. The record is from RefSeq and is a predicted model, not a curated record. Bases 1 to 570 code for a protein of 189 amino acids.